AUGUCGAACCGUGAAGACCCACUCGCCUAUGGCAAUUACUACGGCAAGGAGUCAAGUCGAGGCGGAGGAGGUGACAGCGCGAGAGGUUUCGUCGGUGAUACCUUCAAAAUGCUGAAGGAAACAUACAAGAGCCAUCACUCUCGGCCGCAGGGAGAACACGCGCCGCAAGGUCAGAAUGCCGGUCAGGGAUCUUACGGUUCUCAGGGUUCCCAACCGCCGUCGCAGUCGCAGCCCCAGUCGCAGAGCUACCAGCCCCAGAACUACGGCCAGUCGCAGAACUAUCCGCCUCAGCAGGGCGCUGCGCAGAACUUCGCGCAGUCCGGCCCGAACCCGAACUACCAAAACCCGGAAUACCAGGAUCCGCAGUACCAGGGAAGACCCGGUAAGCAGGGGAAACAGGAUAAGGUUCAUGGAUUGCUGGGUAAGCUGCAGGGGACCGUGGCGGGCCUCGGUAACGACGUUGCCCAGCGUCUGGGAAAUGCACUGGACCCGCAGGCUUAUGCGGAGUAUGGCCAUGGCAAGCCGCAAGCUCAACACAGAUUCGGUAGCUUUGCGCCGGACCGACAGGGCAAUGACGUCAAGUGGUAUGUGGACGGCUGCUCCUAUUUCUGGGCGGUGUCCAAGGCGCUGGAAAGCGCUCGGGAGUCGAUUUGGAUUUUGGAUUGUAAGUUCCGACGGGGCGUGGGGAAUGCCGUCUUCAUCCGAUACUGA
Aspergillus melleus is the source of this 711-nucleotide messenger RNA. RefSeq lists its product as uncharacterized. The transcript has 2 exons. The record is from RefSeq and is a predicted model, not a curated record. Lineage: Eukaryota; Fungi; Ascomycota; Eurotiomycetes; Eurotiales; Aspergillaceae. The coding region runs from base 1 to 711 and encodes 236 amino acids.